AUGGAGCCAGAGCCCCCGGCCGAGCUCACAGCGAUGCCCCUCGGGGAGAAUGGGAGUGUCCGCCUGGUGCCCGACACAGCCCUGCUGUCCCCGGGGAGACGCACGGCCAUGUUCAUCAUCCGCUGUGUGAUCCCUUCUCUUUACCUGCUCAUCAUCACUGUCGGCUUGCUGGGCAACAUCACCCUCAUGAAGAUCUUCAUUUCCAGCAGCGCCUUGAGAAGUGUGCCCAACAUCUUCAUCUCCAGCCUCGCUGCUGGUGAUCUGCUCCUGCUAGUGACCUGUGUGCCUGUGGAUGCCUCCCGGUAUUUCUCUGAAGAGUGGCUCUUUGGAGAAGUGGGCUGCAAGCUCAUCCCUGUCAUCCAGCUGACUUCUGUUGGUGUCUCUGUCUUCACCCUCACCGCCCUCAGUGCUGACAGGUAUAAAGCAAUUGUAAAUCCCAUGGACAUCCAGACCUCCAGUGCAGUGCUAUGGACCUGUCUCAAAGCCACUGCCAUCUGGGUAAUCUCCAUGCUCCUGGCAGUUCCUGAAGCAGUGUUCUCUGAACUGGCUCAUAUCAAUGACACAGAUAAUGCCACCUUCACAGCGUGCAUACCAUACCCCAUGACAGAUGACAUGCAUCCGAAGAUCCAUUCUGUGCUGCUUUUCCUAGUGUAUUUCCUUGUCCCUCUUGUAAUUAUCAGUAUCUACUACUAUCAUAUUGCAAAGAGUUUAAUAAAAAGUGCUCACAACAUCCCUGGGGAACACAGUGAGCAUUCCAAAAGGCAGAUGGAAACUCGGAAGCGUCUGGCAAAAAUUGUUUUAGUUUUCGUUGGCUUCUUUGCUAUCUGCUGGUUUCCUAACCACGUGCUAUACAUGUACAGAUCUUUUCAUUACGAUAAGAUUGAUCCAUCGAUGGGACAUAUGGUUGUUACCUUAGUGGCCCGAGUACUAAGCUUCUGCAACUCUUGUGUCAACCCAUUUGCACUCUAUUUCCUCAGUGAGAGUUUUAGAAGACAUUUCAACAACCAGCUCCGCUGCAGGAAGAAAGCUCAGAAAGAGAGAUCUGCCAGCUACUUGUGCAACUCUUCUGCCAUUCAAAUGACUUCCCUGAAAAGCAAUACCAGGAACACAGUAACUACCAUGACACAACUGAAUGGGCACAACUUGAAACAAGAAAUGUCAUUAUGA
This is a messenger RNA of Vidua chalybeata, 1167 nucleotides long. It is a transcript of the gene NMBR, whose product is annotated as neuromedin B receptor. Lineage: Eukaryota; Metazoa; Chordata; Aves; Passeriformes; Viduidae. Gene Ontology annotation, biological process: bombesin receptor signaling pathway. The transcript has 3 exons. The record is from RefSeq and is a predicted model, not a curated record. Gene Ontology annotation, molecular function: bombesin receptor activity. Bases 1 to 1167 code for a protein of 388 amino acids. Gene Ontology annotation, cellular component: membrane.